GUUUCCUUUUACCUUCACGUUAUUCUACUUUUCAGUGUUGAAUUCGUUUGAAAUCUGAACAUUUUUUUUAAAGGAAGCUAUCCCCGUUGUGAAGAAAGCCUUGAACUUCAUUGUUGCUCAAUCUAAGGGCAAACCGAUACCUGGUUUUGCCCAUCCAAAAGCAUUGCAACCGCUUCUACCAAUGCUCAGAGAAGCAAUACUACAAGGCGGAGUUGAACUGAAGGCAUUGGCUGGAGAAGCUCUCGGUCAGAUGGUGUCUGUAUCUGAUGUGUCGGCUCUGAAGGCUCAUGUGGUUAAUAUAACUGGGCCAUUAGUUCGGGUUCUCGGAGACCGUUAUCCGGCUAAUGUGAAAUUGGCAGUUCUCGAGACGCUCAGCAAACUUCUCGACAAGGUCGACACACUACUUCGUCCUUUCCUCCCUCAACUGCAGUCCACAUUCCUGAAAGCUUUACAAGAUCCAACGUCGCGACCUGUACGACUUGUGGCUGGGGGUGCUUUGGCUCGCUUGUUACGCAUUCAUUUGAAACCAGAGCCUCUCGUCACUGAAAUUCUGAAAAUGCUAGCUCAUUCUCAGGAUCAAGCGCUGCUAGUUGGCUCAGAAGUUGAUGUGCCACUAGAUACACCAACUGAGCUCGACACAUCGCUCACUGUAUGCAGUGGAGCUUUGUAUGGGGAGCUAGCGAUAAGAACAAAGGAAUUCUGCUCAAAGAACAUUUUCCGAGCUUUCGACGGCUCCGUUUCCUUUCUUGAAUUGUUGGUUUUUGCAGAUGUAGAAAACUGCUCAAAGCCACGGGUACGCCAGGCGAUGGCCAUCGCACUGCAGCAGAUGUGUCAGACUGACUCGACCACGGUCUGGACAGAAGCGGAAAGCACGUGCCGAUCAGCUCUAAUGGCGGCAUUGAGCGCUGAAACCCCUGUUGCUUGCGCUGCUCUGCGUGCUGCGGCACACAUUCUUAUCUGUCAAACCCCGGGCGUUGAUCGAGAUUUGUUAGCCGCUGUGGGACGUUCACUUAGCCACCAGUCCGUUGAAGUGCGGCGAGUUGCUGCGGCUGUACUUGGUCAUGUGCUCCACUCCUCUACUGAGCAACUUGACAGCGAACUCCUGAAGUUAAUCGUCCCACACUUGGCGAAUGGUGCAAAAGAGAGCAACUCAGCUGUUCGGUCAGCGUCUGAGCUCGCGUUGGUGUACGGAUUCCACUUCGCUGACGGCCAGGAAGGAUUCAACGUUUGUUUUGAACAUUAUCAUUGUGUUUUCGAAUCUGCAAUUUUUUAA
Messenger RNA from Haemonchus placei, 1273 nucleotides. The record is from the annotation of a GenBank genome assembly. Lineage: Eukaryota; Metazoa; Nematoda; Chromadorea; Rhabditida; Trichostrongylidae.